AUGCCUGUUCAAUUAUUUCCUGUUUAUGGUAAUGAAAAUGCAGCUAUGGGUCCUUAUUCAAGUGGAAACACAAGCCCAAAGACAAUAAAAUUUCCGGAACAAUUUUUUCGUCACGUUUAUAAUAAACCCUUAACAGGUAAAACGUUAAGAGAAAUGCAGUACGCACCUUUAUAUUUGGAUGCCAAGAUAACUGCUACUACCAGCAAAAUUGUGGGAGUAACUACUGCUGGCUCCAACUUAAAGGUAUAUAAUGAACACUUGGAGCCAAGAACUACAAAUGAUAAAAAUGUGAAUACGAAAUGCUAUCACCAGAACCCGGUAGAACAUGUUGAGGCUUUGUCUUCUGUAAGUCGUAGUCCAGGGCAUAAUGCUGUUUACAGAACUUAUCCAUUACUAGUUCCCAGAGAUAAGCCAUUCAAGCUUAACUUUAUAAAGCCUAUUCCCGUAAAACAACACUCGGAUUUCCUACCAGUAGCUUCAACAGCAGUGCCAUUCCUUCCCAGAGUACGCAUUUCUCCACCCUUCAUGAACAAUCAGCAGUACAUAGUUAACCCCGAAAUUUCAGACAUAGAUGAUGACCUGGGACCUGCAAAACCUAAACGUCCUCAAUUCUUGCCUUUCAACAAGCUUCACAGAAUACAUCUAAACAUAGCGAGGGUAUACAGCCCAGUGUCUCAAAAAUUACAAAACUAUUCUGGUGUCUACUCGAUGAAUGUUGACAGCGAGCAUGCACAAUUGCAGUCUGACAUGCCCUCAAUAUUACAUUUGUCAAAGAAGAGUGAAAACAAGAAUGUAACAUAA
Arctia plantaginis is the source of this 801-nucleotide messenger RNA. Lineage: Eukaryota; Metazoa; Arthropoda; Insecta; Lepidoptera; Erebidae. The record is from the annotation of a GenBank genome assembly.